CAGCAUUGUCAGCCGGUCUGGUAAAAAAAAAAAAAAAAAUCUGUCAUUUGUCAGAAUUAUGUUAUAUAUACAAUUAUUUUAUUCGUUUUAAUAUUAUGACGCAAAGUUUUUAUUAAUCACAUAACGAUAAUUAAUUUAAUUAAAAGUGUGAAAAUAAAAAAAUACAAAUUUUAAAGUAAAGUGUAGUUUAAUAAUUAAAUAAACUCAGUGAAUUUUGGUUUUUAUUAUAAUAUUGCAAAAUGAGUUCAAACAACGCCAAAGCCUUGUUUGCAUGCUCCAGGUGUUUUUCACGUCAUCCUUUCGAAGAAUUAUCACCAGGCCAGCAGCUGUGUAAAGAAUGUCGUGGAUCAUUUCCAGUUGUUAAAUGUACAUACUGCAGAUCAGAAUUUCAACAAGCAAUAAAAGGUAACACAUGCACAAUAUGUAAAAAAUGUGAACAAAAUGUUAAAGCAUAUGGUAAACCAUCAGCAUGUGAAUAUUGUAAUACAAUUGCUGCAUUUAUUGGUAGUAAAUGUCAAAGAUGUACAAAUUCAGAAAAACGUUAUGGACCACCAGUAACAUGUGAACAGUGUAAACAAAAAUGUGCCUUUGAUAGGCAAGAUGAAGAUAAAAAGGUUGAUGGUAAAUUAUUGUGUUGGUUAUGCACAUUGUCUUACAAGCGAGCACUUGCUAAGACUAAACAAUCUGAUGCUGAUAGAAGAGCUCACAUGAAACUAUCACAAGAACGUGCAGCUAAACAUAAAGAACAAAAAUUAAAAGGACAUAAUAAAAGACCACAUCGUAUUGAUGUUACAAAAUUACCACCACAACCAGAACCAGUUGAAACAAAUGGACCAACACCAGCUAAAAUAACAAGAAUGGUUGGUACUCAUGAUCCACAUGAUCCAAAUAGUUCUGAUCAUGUUGUUGCUGUAACACAAUUAAAAGAAAAAAUUGCAUUACUACAAAAACAAUUGUCACAAAAAGAUAGCCAAUUGUUGACCAAGGAUAGACAGAUUCAUGAAUUAAAAGCUAAAAAUUUUACUGCUGAAUCUGAAUUACGUAAUAAAAUGAAAUCAACUGAAAAAGAUCAUGAUAAUAAAGUUAAUAAUAUGCAACAAAAGAUAUCGAAUUUGUUGAAAGAAGUAGCGACGUUAUCUAAAAGUAAACAACGUAGUGAUAGACUGGCUGCUACUAAAAAUGAAGCUGGAACAAAUAGUGGUAGUGGUACAGACAGUCCUGUACCUUGACAACGAACGCUGGGCUAGGCGUGACAAGACAACCACAUUUAUUGUCAAUAAAUAUAUAUUUUUUUUUUUCCCUUUUUUUGUCAUAUCGAAUAUACAAACGCUACAAAUUUGUAUUAUUUUUAUAAUUACCGUAGAUUAAUAGCAAGUUGUCUUCUGACGUAUUUAAAACAAAAAAAACUUAACAAUGCUCAUUGUUCUAUUUUUUUUUUUUUUGUUCAAUUAAGUAGCAUGUGGAAAUUUUUGUCAUUUUUGUUUUGUGAAUUUUAUCGUUUAAAAUGUCUCAAUUUAAUGAAAACUUUUUAAUUGUCUGUAUGAUUUUA
This is a messenger RNA of Aphidius gifuensis, 1549 nucleotides long. Its product is annotated as protein FAM76A. The transcript has 7 exons. NCBI's taxonomy places the organism in Eukaryota, Metazoa, Arthropoda, Insecta, Hymenoptera, Braconidae. The record is from RefSeq and is a predicted model, not a curated record. The coding region runs from base 240 to 1229 and encodes 329 amino acids.